CUGUCCGCCCACGUCUCCCCAGCCGGUACCGGCGUGGGAGUUUCGGGCGCUGCGUGAGCCCCCCACGGCUGAGAGCCCCGGGGUCAAAGCCCGCCACUGCCCUUCUGCCAUCCCCGGCGCUCCCCGGGUCUGUUCGCUCCGGCAAGGCAGCUCCUGUGGCCGCCGUGCUCCGCACCCAGUGCGCAGGAGGGAAGGGAGCAGCCCCGACGGCAGAACUUCCCCCCAGGUCUCCCAGUAACGGGGAGCUCAGCUCCUGAGUCAGGGACGCGCAGAGCGUUCGUGCCAGUCUCGUAUUCAGGGGAAGACCAUGCCGCUGUGCCCGGGGACCGCUGUGACACAAGCCAACCGCAGCCCUUAACCCGUUAACCCUUGCCCCGCCGACGAGCGCGCUGCGCCUUCCCGGCAGACGGCGUUUGGGACUGCCCGGGGAGCGCAGUGGUUGGACGGUAGCAGUGAGAUAGUCCCCUCAGGGUGCUGCUGAGAGAGCCGACCCCGGAGAGCGGGGUGAGCGCCGAGCCCGGCGGCUCCUGGCCAGCCGCUGCAGCCGGCUAAUAUCGUGCCACGCCGAAACCGGAGAACUAGACCGAGAGAGCCCGGCGGCGCAGCCCAUGGGAUCAGAGCGGAUGGAGAUGCGCAAACGGCAGAUGUCUACGACCCAGGAGACGCCAGGUGCUGCCCCCGCCCAGCACAGCACAGGGAACCGGGGGUCCAACGCCUGCUGCUUCUGCUGGUGCUGCUGCUGCAGCUGCUCAUGUCUUACUGUUAGAAAUCAAGACGAAGAGAGAGCAAGGAGAACAUCUCAUGAACUCCAAGCAGAGGGUAUUCCAAACUGUGAGGAAAGCCCAGCUCCUACUCUUGAAGAAGUAAAUGCCUGGGCUCAAUCGUUUGACAAGUUGAUGCUUACUCCAGCUGGCAGAAAUGCUUUUCGUGAAUUUCUACGAACAGAAUUCAGCGAGGAAAACAUGCUUUUCUGGAUGGCCUGCGAGGAACUAAAACAGGAAUCCAACAAAAGUGUCAUUGAAGAAAAAGCAAGACUAAUUUAUGAAGAUUAUAUUUCUAUCCUUUCUCCAAAAGAGGUCAGUCUGGACUCCAGAGUACGAGAAGUUAUUAACCGAAAUAUGCUGGAACCCUCACAACACACCUUCGAUGACGCACAGCUUCAAAUUUAUACCUUAAUGCACAGAGACUCCUACCCUCGGUUUAUGAACUCUGCUAUUUAUAAGGACUUGCUUCGGUCCUUAUCUGAAAAAUCCAUUGAAGCAUAGGAUUUUUUUUCUUAAACGUUAUUUAUUUUAAAACAAAUGGAACUCCGGGCUACGCCAAUUCACAGGGAAUUUAGAAUUAAACAGAUAUUUACCUGAAAAUAACUCAGGCAAGUUUUACUACGGACUGAAUGACUUAAACCCGCACAAGGCUCUGACACAAUCAGCUAACUACAGUUUCUGAUCAAAUUCAGUGUUAUUUUGCAAAUGAAAAUGAAGAGAAUGGACAGAAAGCGGUGGUGUUCAAAAAAUGCAGUAUUUUUUCAAAUGCAGCACGCAACUCAGAUGCAAAUCUGUUACAACGUAUGUCUGAGGUACAAAUGCCAACUGAGCAUGAAAAUUUAAUUUUAUUUUUAAGUGGAGUGUUGAAAAUUUUCUUGGAAACCAAACCAGUUGCCACAUCCACACUGGGAACAAGCUGAAAACAGUACCGUCAAUAUCUGGGUUAUGCUAGACAACGUUUCACAUAUUGGAUGGAUCGUACCUGGCACGGGUACACUCCACUCGUCUUGGUAAAUUUAAUUCGUAUACGGUGUGCUAAUGGAAAUCAGUAUGGCAACCUCAAGCUCCUGAAAGCUAAUGGUUGAAAUAAUGCUGCCUAUAAAAAUCUUUUGCUGAAGAAUUGUUAUUUUACUACUAGAGUCUGCUGAAAGCAUUUUUAAGUUCAUAUUGUUGAUGUUUAUAAAGUUAAAUUAUUUACUUAAGAGGAAGAAAAGUCUGGGCAUUUGAAUUCCUAAAUAAAGCACAAGAAUUCUCACAUAUUCUUCUCUUCCCUUGGUAGGUAGAUGUAAAAAACAUUUCAGUAUUUGCUCCUGACAGGAUGGCAGUAUCAGCCAUCUUGGGUUUGUACACAUUAAAUUCUCCUCUGUUACCUGA
Messenger RNA from Columba livia (rock pigeon), 2138 nucleotides. RefSeq names its product regulator of G protein signaling 20 (gene RGS20). The transcript has 5 exons. The record is from RefSeq and is a predicted model, not a curated record. Lineage: Eukaryota; Metazoa; Chordata; Aves; Columbiformes; Columbidae. The coding region runs from base 609 to 1265 and encodes 218 amino acids.